Molecule: messenger RNA, 2701 nt
Organism: Setaria italica (foxtail millet)
Lineage: Eukaryota; Viridiplantae; Streptophyta; Magnoliopsida; Poales; Poaceae
Product: S-type anion channel SLAH2
Exons: 2
Coding region: 495-2396 (633 amino acids)
Biological process (GO): transmembrane transport; intracellular monoatomic ion homeostasis
Cellular component (GO): membrane
Molecular function (GO): voltage-gated monoatomic anion channel activity
Source: RefSeq, a predicted model, not a curated record
UGGUUACGACUUCCUCUUAUAUAACGCUCGAUCAGGCCAUCGAUUACAGGUGUAGCACAAGUGUACCGUCACGCAACAGAGGCAACGGACGCCUUGGUUUCCUGUUGCACGUUUCCACAACUGGCAUCUUGUGCUGACACGCACAUUUGUUGCAACCGUCCCAGUUCAGCCAACAGGCUCAGCUUCUGUUGCUAGUGCCAUUGCCACCGAUGCAACCAUUCAGCAGCUACUGCCUACUGGCCAUCAUCAUCAUCACCAGCGCCUCUGGACGCCUGGCCAUUUUUAAAGGCUCCAAACCCGUUGCCUGCACAUGCUCCGGUCUCCCUACCUCCUCUCCUCUGCUCGCUUUCUUUUCUUCAUCGGAAAUGUUCUGCUGCUGAGCUUGAGAUCGAUCAAACCAAUUGGGAUUUGUCCUAGCGCCCUGCCAAAUCCAUUCAUCAUCCAGCUGGGGGCGUCGACACUUGUCUCAGUCAGGACAGUCAGCUGAGUGAGCCAUGGAGGCGGCCAACGGCACCACCACGCCCCGCGCCGUGCCGCCGCUUCUCGCCGAGGUCGAGGUCUCCAACCUGCCCGGCUUUGACCUCACCCCGACGCCCAGCCCGCGGCCCCAGGAUGCCGCCGCCGCCGCCACCUCCAGCCCGCGCCCGCUGCCCAGCCCCAAGAAGCCGUCCCGCCCCGGGGUGCCGCCGCUGGACCGCGUGCCGCGCCGCAGCGAGGUGGUGUUCCCGCCGCUCGACUCCCCGUUCCAGGCGCCAGGCUACCGCUCCGUGCAGCCGGGCUCCAUCAGCCUCCCCGCGUCGCCCAGCGGCUUCGGCGUCCCCGUGGCCAUCCCCGUGGGGCCGAACGGCGGCGGUGACACGGACGGACUCCGGAGGCAGGCCAUGGCGAACGCCGCGGCGCGCGGCGAGGCGCAGCAGCCGCAGGAAAAGCAGGGAGGUGGGAGCGUCCGGUUCGCGCACCAGCCGGACAAGGUGGUGUUCCGAUCGCAGCCCAUCCCAGGCGGCCAGCCCGCGGGCCCCGGCAGCGCCCGGGCGGGCCGCGCUGGUAGCAGGGGGUCGAUGAGCCGGGACAAGCGCUACGACUCGUUCAAGACCUUCUCCGGGAAGCUGGAGCGGCAGCUGACCCACCUGGCCGGCGCGGCGGAGGUGCGCGAGGAGGGGGAGGACGGCAACGGCGACGACGACGACGACGCCAUCACCGCCAGCCGCAGCACGUCCUUGCCCAAGGUCGACCGCUUCUUCGCGGCGCUGGAGGGCCCCGAGCUCGACAAGCUCAAGUCGUCCGAGGAGCUGGUGCUGCCGUCGGACAAGACGUGGCCGUUCCUGCUCCGGUUCCCGGUGUCGGCGUUCGGUAUCUGCCUGGGGGUAAGCAGCCAGGCGAUCCUGUGGAAGACGAUCGCCACGUCGGCUCCCACCAUGUUCCUCCACGUCGGCACCAAGGUGAACCUGGUGCUCUGGUGCAUCUCCGUGGCACUCAUGUGCGCCACCGCCGCCGUGUACGCGCUCAAGAUCGCCUUCUUCUUCGAGGCCGUCCGGCGCGAGUACUACCACCCGAUCAGGGUGAACUUCUUCUUCGCGCCGUGGAUCGCGUGCCUCUUCUUGGCCAUCGGCGUGCCGCCGUCGGUGGCGACGGAGCUGCCGCGGUGGCUGUGGUACGCGCUCAUGGCGCCGGUGCUGAUCCUGGAACUCAAGAUCUACGGGCAGUGGAUGUCCGGCGGGCAGCGGCGGCUGUCCAAGGUGGCGAACCCGUCCAACCACCUGUCCGUGGUGGGCAACUUCGUGGGCGCGCUGCUGGGCGCGUCCAUGGGCCUCAAGGAGGGCCCCAUCUUCUUCUUCUCCGUGGGGCUGGCCCACUACAGCGUGCUGUUCGUGACGCUGUACCAGCGGCUCCCCACCAACGAGACGCUGCCCAAGGAGCUCCACCCGGUGUUCUUCCUCUUCGUGGCGGCGCCCAGCGUGGCGUGCAUGGCGUGGGCGAAGAUCACCGGCGAGUUCGGCUACGGGUCACGUGUCGCCUACUUCAUCGCCAUGUUCCUGUACGCGUCGCUGGCGGUGCGGAUCAACUUCUUCCGCGGGUUCAGGUUCUCGCUGGCGUGGUGGGCGUACACGUUCCCGAUGACGGGCGCCGCCAUCGCCUCCAUCCGGUACUCGACGGAGGUGGACAACACCUUCACCAAGGCGCUCUGCGUCGCGCUCUCCGCCAUCGCCAUGCUCACCGUCACGGCGCUCUUCGCCACCACGCUCGUGCAGGCCUUCGUGCUCCGGAACCUCUUCCCCAACGACAUCUCCAUCGCCAUCACCGAGCGCAAGAUGAAGCCCAUCAUGGAGCUGCACGAGGGCCAGGGAGAGGACGGCAGCACCAACAGCAGCAACGACAUCGAGGCCGGCGCCAAGUGAUGGACCCCGCCGGAUCGAGCUGAAUGCACGCCGGAGUCGCCGAGCUUCACGUACGCCGUGCGUGGGGGCAUGACGCGACCGGGUUCUUGGGUAGCUUGGAUCGUUCAUUCCGGGGGGCAGUUCUCGGAUUGCCUGCUUGGCUUAGUGUGGUGUAUAAAAUGGAGGAAGAGCUUUUGAUCGAUCGAUUGCAGCUAUAUUAGUACUCGGUAAAACUACUACAUGUACAGAGUGUAUUGCGUCGUAUGAAAUGGUGGGUGAUUGUCGUGGAAGAUUAUGCAUCCGUGCAAUGUCAUUUUGCUUUAGCA